Messenger RNA from Kluyveromyces lactis, 8670 nucleotides. RefSeq names its product Ras GTPase activating protein IRA2 (gene IRA2). The coding region runs from base 1 to 8670 and encodes 2889 amino acids. The transcript has a single exon. Gene Ontology annotation, biological process: regulation of GTPase activity. NCBI's taxonomy places the organism in Eukaryota, Fungi, Ascomycota, Saccharomycetes, Saccharomycetales, Saccharomycetaceae. The record is from RefSeq and is a predicted model, not a curated record.
AUGUCAGAAGCCCAUAACGUCCUAACAGAUGUUACAGCAUUUUUGUUGAGCCAGCUGGAUCCUUUGCUUCCCGUUAAUUCCCAUGUCAAAACUUUUGAAGAAGUUGAAAGGGACCCAUACUUCACCAAUAUAAGGUUAUCGCUAUUCAAUUUGGUGGUAUCCCAUGGGUAUAGUGCGAUCAGUCCAGCCAUUGUAGCCAAAUUAGAGCAGAUAGCCAAUUUAUCGAAAGACAAGAAUCAAGAUUUUGAUAUCUUGUUGACAUUGGUUGUUUUAUUAAGAAUGUUCACAGAUACAAGUGAAAUUUACUGGAGGAACUUGGACCCGGAAUAUAAAUUAAACUAUAGUCUGAGUGACGACUCAGCUUUUUCUAGAUUUUACAAUGGGUACUCAGUGCAGAUGGCCAGUUUGCAUACCAUUCGUCCAAAGCCUUUGUCGCCGCAGAUUGCCAAUAGCUUUUUGCAAUUGUUGUCAAGGAUAAAAUCUAAUAAACGUGUAAUAAAGAUGUUGAACAGCAUGUUGAAGUCGCUGCACGGAGGUAGCUCGUCCUCUCUGUAUCCUUCACAGGGGAAGGAUAAUUCUAAUAGCGAUGCAAAGAAGUCGAAAUAUUAUACUUACUUGGUAGAUGUCUUGGAUCAACACUGUGCGUACCUUUUCAAAUACAUUGCCGCAUCUAACCCUCACGAAUUCCAUAGUUUCAUCAGAUCGGUAAUAAUAACACCACUAUUAGUGGCGCAUACCCAUACCGAAAGUGAAAUAGCGCCGUAUUUGUGCUAUUUCUCAUUCCAUUACAUUACCAGCGAGACUCUUCCCUCAUUUUUAGACGUACUACAAAGAAUGGUGGUAAGAAUGAAGAAAUCAAUACAUCAGGAAAUUUUAUUGUACUUCGCUUCGGAAUCGAUUCAAUCAUGGAUAAUGGCCAGACCUCAUGAUUAUCUUCGAGUAAUCGAGGGCCUUCAAAAAAAUUCCUCAGAUCCAGCUUUACAGAACAUUCAAAAGAUUUCUACUUCCUUGUUUGAAGAUGUCUUCUCCAGUUUCAAUAUUGAGAGAAUUUUAACCGAAGGGGCAAUCUCAUCAGCUACGUCUCCAACAGUUAUUUCUCCUCAAGAAUUGUCUUCUCAUUUAGAUCCUUUUGAAGAGUAUGCCAUAUACGAUGAAGAGUCGAGUUCGGGCCACUCAAGGACAGCAUCUACGUCUUCAGGACGCUCCGGAUAUAACGCCCCAUAUUAUGGUCCACAGUUUGAACUCAACGAUGAUACUGAGGAUAUGACUAGAGUAUCGGUAUUAACUUUCGCAACUCUUAUGUUGAUGUUAAGUCCUGAUAUAUUCGAAGAGAUCAAUAACACAUCAUUGAAAAACAUACCAGAUGAUGCGUUAGGAACUGACGAAGAUACUGAUGCCUUUGAUGAUAAAUCAUCUAGUGAUUCUCCAUUCCUUUCGCGUUCAUCAUCAUCGACUUUGAAAAGCUCAAGGAGUUCUAAAUUCGGAUUGAAGAAAAUAAGAAAUCAAUUGACUUCACUGAAUCAUGUUACGAAUAAAAAGACCAAGUUCCUUUUAACAAUAUUAAAAAACAUUAAUGGAAAUAACAUCAUCUCAGAAUAUUCCAUUCUCGACACUUUGAGAGUUUUGAUUCUCAUUUCAAAGCUUUCUACAUCGCCCCUACUUCGUGAAGCCGAUUCGUCUGUUUCCUAUUUCACUAGAAGACUAUUUUUCUUGAUGUGCGACUUGCUACAAUUGGGCUCAGAGAAGGAUGCUAAGCGAAAUCCAAUGGUGGCGCAUUGUCUCGCAAAAUUUCCGCAGUCACAUUUCAAGCUUCAAGUUGAUUAUUUUUAUGUUGCUUGCUCAUUGGAUGCGGAUGCUUUCUUGGAGAAAUUGUCGGACUUUAUCAAAAGAAAGCACUCAGGUAUCUCUCAUAUUAGAAUGAUAACGGAUGGAUUUUGUAUUUAUUUUAACAAUGCUACCAUGCACAACACCAAAGACAGAAUUAUGACAAGGAUUGAUGAUUUUUUGAAAGAUACCGCAUGCGAGAUGGCGAACAUUCUUUUGAGUGAAUCAAAUUUGUUCGAUGAACAUGCGUCUGAAGUGGUAGAUAGCAUCUUUGAGCUGAAACCAGGAGAUUAUUCCAAAGGCUAUCAAAAAAUUCAAUUCAACGCAUCUCCGCUUCCAUCAUCUUCUCCAGCGUUUAUGAAUUUUUUCUCACGAACAGGUGAUAGUACACCAACCUCGAAAUCGACAUCUACUACUUCUUCAUCGUCAUUAUCUCCAGUUGAGGGUGUAUCUGCAGCUAUUGCUGGCAAGAAUUUAAGAGAUAUAGUAGCACCAACUGCAAGACGACCAUCAAAAUCUUCAUUUGCCUCUUUGCGGGAAACAUCAUCUCCAAAUGAAGGUGAAAAGUCCACCAAUACAAUUCGUACAAUAAUAGACAAAAAUAUCAAAUCUCCACUCAGGGUUGGCUCCAUGCUGAGAAAAACAUCUCAAGAGUCCAUCAGUAGUGCUACCGUGAAAAACAUUAGAGAUACUCUAGAGAGACAUGAACAGGAAACAACACAGUCUGCAAGAAUUAUUUUAAUCAACAUUUUUUCUAUUUACAAAGGAAUGACUAGAUAUUAUUACAUGACCUACGACGAGGACAGCGAUACAACUGUUUAUUUGAGGGAUUUCAAUAGGACCAUAAAACCGGUCUUUGCGAGUCUUGUUGAUGACAAUGAGUCUUUGUUUGAUACUGCUCGGGGAAUUAUCAGCUCUGUCAUAACUCAACUAAAAGAGCCACAAGUUGAUAUCACUGCCUUUCGCUCUGUCUGUUACGUUGGCUCUGCAUACCUUCUAUCUCUUAUGGGCACAACAUUAUUUGAUUUGAAUCUUUCAGACCUAAAACGGGAACAGUUAUUGAAACCCCUUGUGGACUUAUGGACAGCGCGUAUUGGCAUUGCCAAGACAUAUGAAAUGAAUGAUAGCUUAAGUGACCUUUUAGAAGAAGAGGCGUUAACUUUUCAUCUAAUACGCGGUUCCGUCGGAAGAGCGUUAUUCUGCUCCCUUUAUUCCAACAAUACAGCAAUUCAUAAGUUAUUAAAAACUGCUUUCAAGUUGUUCACCGAAGAAAUAAGAAUCCAUCAACUUUUGCACGAAGAUGAUGUUGAUGAUAUUGAUGAUGACCAUGAACUUGAUUUUGCAAAUGUGGAAUUUUUCCAGGUCAUGUGUCGUGAUAAUUACGUCUCAACAGGUGUGGUUGCCUUUCAACGUAGGUUGCGAACUGACAUUUUAAAAUACAUCAAGUUCCCAGAUAAAAUUGUUUUUGAUGUCUCGCAUCUCAUAUAUAAAAGAUGGUACGAUGCAUCGCUCAAACCAUCUUUGAGCACUUCAGAAACUAGUCACUUCAGAAACUACGCUGGAUUUCUAGCUGCAUCAUGCGGAAUAUUCUCCACCAUAAACGACUCAACACAACACCACUUCCCUUUACUGCAUGAAAUGAAGAAAAGUGUUGAGGCUAAGGUAUCAUAUUUUGUUGGAAAACAGUGUUCAUGGCUAAAUAAUGAAGAUUUGUUGACAAGAGAGAAUUCAAAAGACAUUUUAGCAACAGAGUUACAUCCAUUGGCCUUUGACGCGUUAUUUGCAGCUCUACGACAGAGAAUAGAUGAACUAAAGGAUAUCAAUAUUGUUGAGAAGGAUAACGAGUUAUCCUUCAUUCUUUUGGAGCAGGUUAUAAUGGUUGUUCGAAUGAUUCUUGAGAGAGAUGACACAUCAGAAGUACUCAUCAUAGUUUCUCUUCCUUUGCUAAAUUUGAUCGAUGAUAUUUUAAGGAUAGUCGACACUAUCGAUAAAUCCUCUCCGAAGUAUUUCAAAUGUGUUAUCCAUCUGUCUAAGAUGUUAAAAUCAUUCCAACACUCAGAGUCUAGCAUAUGCAUUGCUGGUUACAUGGUGGUGAAGAACAGGUGGUUGAGGCUUGUCACCCAAUGGUUUCAAAGUGCAAUUUUUAAGGAGUUCGAUCUACUGAAUUUAAGUAAAUCUCACCGUGAUAUGGACCUGGAAAAGCGGGAUAUGGACUAUCUAUAUAUUGAUACCACUAUUGAGUCUUCAAAGGCAAUUGCAUAUUUAACGAAGGAUUUAGUUUUGGAAGCUCCGCAAUCGAUGUCCGAAAUUGAAUUGCAAAGAUCAAAGUCAGUGGUUUUUGGCAAUUAUUUCAAUAUUUUAUUAAAGGCUUUGGAGAAGAGCACAAACGUUGAAAACUUCCCCUCUACUUUAAGACAUAAGAUUGCCUCACUCAAUGAAAAUAUCAUCAUUUCUUUAACCAAUCUUCUUAUCGCCAACGUUGAUGUCGGAUUAAACCAUGCUACUCCGAUAGGAUAUUCAAACAAUAGAAAUAUUAGGCUAGCGUUCAUGAAUGUUUUCGUUAAUAUUGUCUCGAGCUUUGACAUAUCUAAUAAUAGAACAAAACGAAAGCGUGAUGAGAUAGUUGAGGAAGUUGUCUUGAUGACUUUGAAGAGACCUACUUUACUCUCGAAAGCCUGUCGUAUAUGUCCUGCUAGUGACAUCGAUGCAUUGGCUAGUUCCAUUGUCUACUUUUUCGAUGUCAAAAAUGCUGCGCAUAUUAUUGUGACAGAACUUGUUCGAGAAGAGAUUGGAAAUGCAACCCGUCACAUGGAAAUUUUGAGGAGAAACAGCUGCGCUACUCGUGCAUUGUCGAUGUUAGCAAGAUUAAAGGGAAUGGAUUAUUUGAGUAACAUACUCAAACCAAUUUUAGAGGAGUUGAUCAAUUCGAAAGAGUGUUUUGAUGUUGAAAAACUUGAUCCAAAUGACGUUGACGCGCCAAGAAACUUGAUGCUAUUCAAAAAAUAUAUGACAAAAGUUGUCGAUGCAAUUACCGGGUCAGUUGACUCAUUCCCGCCACAAUUUUUUGUAAUUUGUCAAGCAAUUCAUUCUAGUGCUUCAGAACGCUUUCCCGAGUACGCUGAUAUUGCUGUCGGGUCAUUUUUGUUCCUUCGCUUUUUCUGUCCUGCACUAGUAAGUCCGGAUUCAGAAGAAAUCGUCGAUAGUUUGACCCCUAAGGCCAGAAAAUCCUCGAUGUCACUAGCGAAAGUAAUUCAGAAUAUCGCAAACGGGUCUGUUAACUCUAUCAAGUGGAAAAUUUUAGAGUCUGAAUCUGAAUUCUUGAAGAAUUGCAGCAAUAAGAUUUUUGAGUUCUUGUCUGUGGUAUCGGACAAGAAUAGGAAGGUAAAAAUUAAUCUCCGCAUGCAAAACAGGGUCCUUCCUAACGAGUUCAGUUUCCUUCAUAAGUUCUUAUAUUAUCAUGGUUUGGAAAUGCGAAACGCUUUGAUAGAGGAUAUAAAAUCGUUUGAUGAUUUAGCUACCGUGAGAGAAACGGCAGAAGCUGUGGAUGAGCUUCUUUCUUUGAUGGGACAACCAAGGAUGGAGUUCAAAAACGAAAUUCCUGCCUAUAUCAGGGAGCAUUCUGAAACUAGCUCAGAACUUUAUGAAUUUAUGAUUAAACAAGCCGUCAAAUGUCCAGAAACUCCAGAGAAUGAAUGCAAGUUUGUACAGGAGUCGGUCACUUCAGAAGGUCUACCUGUCGUUAUUUUCAAUUGGUGUGAAUAUCAGAAAGACGGUAAUGACGAUGUCGAAACUCUAAUUUACCUAAUUUUUCAAAUAUACUCGAAGGUAAUGACCAAAAAACAUUUCUUUGUGACAGAUUGCACUGGAUUCGAUGGUGUACGGCAACCCAAGAAUAGGUUUGUGAAAUUAUCGUCAUUAUUUUUCAAUUUGAUACCUGCUGAAGGUUUAGCAAAUUGUGAAACCUUUUAUUUCUUCAAUCCAACGCCAAUUUACUUGGAAUGGUGGACAGAAUUUCAAAAUUCUCACGCAAACAUUUUCCAGAAUAUGAACGUAUCUAUGUCUUUCCUCAACACAGACUCAGAUCCCAAGCUAAUAAAGGCAUUGGGCCUAUCGGAUUAUUCAAAAGAAGUUUAUCAUGAUGUUAGAGUAACUUUGCAUGAUGUUUCCCUAUAUGACGAGGCGAAAAGGCAGUUCAGCCCGGUCACUUUGAAAGUGGGUAACAAAUACUUUCAGAUUGUACACGAUAGUGCUUGGACAUUGAAAGCAUCAGAUGCUUCAGAUACAAUAGUAAUCAACCCUAAUGAUGUUUAUGAAAUCGCUGAAGUGGCCUCCACAUCAGUAUCAAGAAUAACAGGAGUUUCUUCGGAGUUUUGCUUUGAAUUGAGAAAUCGUAAAAGGUUGAUUAUGUCCAGUCCCAAGUACUUGGAAAUCUUGAAAAUGUUCUAUUAUUCACAGGCUAAAAUACUUGAAGAGUUCAAUGAUAAUGAAUACUCCGAUAUAUCCAGUAGGCACUCAAAGGAAGCGAUAAAAACAGCAGAUAUAGUUAGUCAUUUGCUGUUAGUGGCGCUAGUUGGAUUAGGUGGUGACGAUGAAAUUAGGGUAGUCUCCUACAAUUUACUCUCUUCCAUGCAUACCACAUUUUCACUAAAUAUGGGACAUCUCUUGCCAAAAACCCCUGAUAUAUACAUCUCUGAGGAUCCUAACCCGAUUUUUGAGCCUCUAAUCAAAACUUUGGCUGAGACUUCGCCCGAGCUCACUAGCUACUACUUGAAAUAUAGCAUCGAUUUAUUGGAAAACGGUGAGCAUGAUCUUCAUUUCAUUGCUAACCUUUUGAGAACUAUGAGAUACUGGGCAAAAAAUUUGAGCAAGCACGUAUUCUUGGCAGAUGAUCAGAAAGGUCCUGAAAUUGCUACAAAAUUGGUUCGCCGUUUGGUGAAACUCACUGUGCAACAAAAUCAACCAACAUCAUUAUAUUUGGACUAUAUCUGGCCUGUUUUGGUGCAUGAUAGUUGCCUAUUGAAGGAAGUAAUUGAAGAGGUUGUAGGUCAUUGUAUGGACAGAGCUGCAGAAGGAGUCGAUUGGCAUCCAGCAUGUAAAAUUUUAUUACGGGCACCUACGAUCGAUAUCACUGGCGUCAUUAUCAAGAGAGUUAUAGAUAUUACUCACUCUUUUCUUCCCAACUUGAAGGAAGAAACUAAUGUCAACAGUUGGACUGAACUCAUUAUCUUAGUUCACUUGUGUUCAUCAUUAUUCUGUGAUUCUCCAUUGCUAGUCGAUAUUUAUAUGCCCGAGGUUUUAUAUAUCGUAUCAUUGUUGAUCGAUGUUGGGUCUACUGAGAUGAGAUUAUCUCUACAUAAACUUUUGAUGAAUGCUUGUCAGUCCCUAUUGAGCAAUGCCAGUCUACCAAAAUAUAACCGCAGAAAUCUUUAUGAGAUUCAAAAGAUCUUUUCUGAUCAAAAAAUGAAGAUCAUGUUUGGCUUCAGCCAAGAGAGGGGUAGAGUUUUACAAAAUUUUAGUGCUUCAUCAUUUUUGACUAAAUUUACGACUUUGGAACAUUUUGUCAACAAUUUGAUGUCAUUAAUGGAUAAUGGUUCUCUGAUUAAUGUGGAGCAAUGGAAGACGAGAUAUAUGCAGUAUAUUAUGGGGACUGUCUUCCACGUUCAAUCAUUCUUAUCUGCUCGAGCUAUGAUGAUUUUAGGUAUUGUUUCGAAGGAAGGAAUAUCGGAUGGCUUGCUGCUCAACUUGUUAAGACAGAGUAUGGUGAUUGUUGCCAUGCCUGAUGUCAAUGACGAACAGAUCUUUUUCGUGAUCUCCACAUUCUUUACUUACACAAAAGCAGUUAUCGGUGUCGAUCCGCAGUCUCCAUUGUUGCCUAAAUUAUUCUGGCUUGCCAGCAGCAUUUCCUUCUCUAUAAAUAUGAUGAUUUAUCAAAGUGGUUUGUUAUUCAUGUCAAGUACUGCUCAACACUUGUCUCUGGGUAGCAUGGAAAAGAUGGAUAGGGGAGAGAUUCCUGAACCCCUCAUCAAACAGCUUAUGGCUCAAAGAAAUUUUGGUGAGAAUAUCUUGAGACAAGUUGAAGCGAUGGGGGAUUUAAGAGUCACUGAAAGCAAUUUCUCGCACGUUAUGAUCAGUUUGAUAUGCAAGGGCCUUUUGAUUCCAUAUACUAGAGCUACUUCGUUAUCGUCAUUAGUGGUUUUCUUCAAGCUAUUCUACUUUGAAUUAAUGUUUGGUCCAAACGAGGACUAUUUGAUAUUCAUGUUCUUCAUAUUUAUAUUACAGAGACCAUCUGCUUUCCUGAAAUGUAUGGAAGAUGUUGAUAUGGAUACAGAUGUUGUUCAAUUGGAUGAUAGAAAUAAGAUACACAAGAGUUUACUCGAUUGGUUAGUUAAAUUCAGUCCAGACGCAUGUUUGACAAUGUACAAAGCUUCUCUCUACUUUUCCUGCAAAGCUACGGAUGAACAAGGUAAAGUUAGGUUUAUGUUAGUUUACAGGCACUUGAUGCAACAUAAUUUGAAGGCGGCUUUCAAACUGUAUCCAUUUGUUUUGAACGAAUUAAGAAGAUUAUCGAAAUAUUCCAAUAAUAGCUCCACAGUGCUUUUAUCAUUUGAGAUCAUAAAGAUGGCAGUAAAAAGUAAAGAAUACCUAAAAUUGCCAAUGAUUGAGAAAGAAAUGUAUAAGAAACUUGAAGAAAGAGGCCUAACUGGAAUCAAAAGCAUUCCGUUUGAAAAUGAACUUGCGAAUGAUGUAUUGACUGGGGUUAGGGAAAACCCUAUUAUCACCUACGAGAGAAAGAAGUUGGCUGUCAUGUUACUUUCUAAAGUAAUAUCUUCUGCAUCAGAGCGAUAA